Macroventuria anomochaeta is the source of this 571-nucleotide messenger RNA. RefSeq lists its product as uncharacterized. NCBI's taxonomy places the organism in Eukaryota, Fungi, Ascomycota, Dothideomycetes, Pleosporales, Didymellaceae. The transcript has a single exon. Bases 20 to 571 code for a protein of 183 amino acids. The record is from RefSeq and is a predicted model, not a curated record.
GCAGCAUCAGUACCUUGCUAUGGCCGUAUCGCCACUUCGAAACCAAAGCUUCGCCCAGAACCCAUCGAGCUCGCCCCUAAGGCCACCGCAUGUUCAACAGCCUGGCAAACCGAACCUGAACGACAUGCCCCAGAAGAUCUUCCUGGCCGCUCUCCAGAGCAAUCGCACACUUGUCCCAGCAAACCCUGUAAACAACCCAUUGAACUCACAACGCAUCGAUGCUGUCGCACAUGCCAUGUGGCAGGUCAUCUUCAUCAACGAGAACAUGAUGAAGGGAAUUACCACGAAAGCCUCCAUGCUCCCGCAGCUCAAGCUUCGCGCGUUGGCCAGGCUGAACUAUCUGCCGAGUUGGUGGUUCAUUCGCGAGAUGGCGUGUGGCGUUAUGGCGCGUCAGGGGUGGCUUAUGGACGACAGCGAGAUGCAAGGUCUUUGGAAAGAGACAGUGGAGUGGUGUACAAGGGUGGAAAUCAAGGUCGGAAUGCAAGGUGAUAGUGCCGCGGCAACGAAGCAAGAAGAACGUCUGGUCCAAGCUCCUACGGUUCGGGAACGAGUCUUGAAAGUGGAGUCUUAG